AUGUCUAGUAAAAAAGAUAAACUAUCUAGAACUCCAGUAAUGGAGAACAUAGUCAAUGCAUUACUUUGUGCUGCAAACGAUGGUGAUGAAAAGGUCAGAACCACUGUCAUUGCUUCCAUCUAUGAAAUUGGUUUCCGUCAACCAAAUAUUGUAUUGUCAUUGGCUACUGAAUAUUUAAACAAGAAUCAAAAGAUUGACCUAACACAUAGAGUAACAUUAUUGAAAUCAGUUCAUUCUAUUCUUGGUGAAAAGAGAGAUGAGAUUGUCGAUUCAUUGUCACAACAAUUGAUUCAACUGUCGGUGGCUGAAAUGACCCGUGACAAAGAGGUUGUACCAGAUUGGCAACAAGCAGCCUCUUCUUUAAUCGUUUCUCUUGGCAUGCGUUACCCAACUCAAAUCAUGGACGAGUUGUUAAAGAGAUUUGAAACUGGUACCAUCCCACAUUACUUUGUAAUGAAAACACUUGGUGAUUUCAUUGGUGCCAAUCGUAUGUUGCAAUUAUCAAUUCCAACAAUCCCAAGAAUUAGAGAUGUAUUAUCAAGAGUAUUACCAAUUUUGGGAUCAAUUAAACACGAUAAUAUUAAAUGGGUAUUUGCAGCAGCUUUGGGACACUUUGCCGAUGGUAUAGUGUCGUAUGUUUCCAAUAUAGAGGCGGGUAGUGACAAAACAUUGACAUUGUACUCGUUUUCAAGCGAGUUUUAUCCUGCUCUCGAACUCAUGUUUAGCAAGUGGUUGUCAACCAACCAAGAAAAGGUACGUCUGGUGGUCAUCCAGGCAAUCGGCUCGAUUUGUGCUAUUCUCUCGGUUGAACAACUCGACUCGCAGAUUAACCGUAUUGUCACGGGUGUCUUGUCACAUUUGAAAAAGGAAAAGGAUUUGUUACCCGUCACACAAGCAUUAUGCGCACAUCAUCUCGCGUCUCGACCCAGAACUCGAGGACAAGAAGAGCUUGAUCUUGUCGGCGAUCAAGCCAUUGAUUCUCAGCGAGACAUCGUUGUUUGUCAAAAAGUAUUUGGCACAGGUUGUCAUCUCGAUGGCGUCGCACCAGUACAUCCAAUUGCAGGGUGCAGCCAUAUCGUCGACACGGAGAUUGGUCGUCCUGCACCAGCCGCCCCACCCAAAAAGAGUGAUGUGCCAGCCGACAUGAAUGUGACAGAGAUUGAAUUUAGAUCGAUUUGCGACAACAUUCUCAACCUCAUCACCACCACCAUCCCCGACAUGGAGAGUGUGUUGUGGCCAUACCUAUUUGAGGCUGUCACCCCAGCCGACUAUACUGGCGCCGUCCCCGUCGUUGCCAAGUGUAUCACCUACAUUGCUGCCAACAAGCGUGAGACUGACGCACCAGACUAUUUUAUCGAUUUUGACAAGGAAGUCAAUUUGCCCAAACCAACCGCCAUCAUUGCACGUCUCUUUGUACUGCUCUCUACCCCACACCGUCGUAACCAAAUUGGUGUGCGUGUACUUGAACUCAUGCGUAAUAUUGGUCCUAUCCUCCAUCCAUCUAUCUGUGACAUGUGGGAUGUUACUCUGCCCAAGUUAAUCCACUUCCUCGAAGAACACCCUGAUUCCUCGGAAACAUGGAACAAGACACAAUGGGAAGAACUUGUCUUGCGUCUCUUGUCCGAGACGAUCAAGAACGCUGCCGACGACGAGUGGACCGUUCACCUCGGUAAUGCCUAUGCCGACCAAAUCGAACAUUACAAGCGCGACCCUAUCCUCAAACGCUCGCUCUACAAACAACUCGGUCUCCUCAUGCAAAAGUGUUCGCACAAGGAGUUUGUCCGCUCCAAGAUUGAAAUCAUGUUCAACUCGGUCGACUACACCAACGCACUCGAAAAUGAAGGGUGUGCAAUCGGUCUUGGUUACACUGCCGCCUCACACUUUGACAUUGUACUCGAAAAGAUUAGCAUGUUUAUCAAAAACAACAUGGUCAAAAAGAGUGGUUUCUUUUCUAAAAAGGGUGGUCCCAAGGGCAUCAAGAACUGCGUGCUUCAAAGUCUUGCCUAUUGCGCCACCUAUGCCCAACCCGCACUUCUCUCUUCGCGUGUCGAAGUACACAUGAUCAACCCCAUCAAACCAUCGAUCGCCCUCCUCAAAAAGCCUGCCAAAAAGAUCUCUGCCAUUAAAAUGAUCGAUCACAUUGGUAAAGCUCUUCAUCAAGAUCGUAUUCCAGGUUUCAUCUUUAAACAACGUGACGACCUUUUCAAACUUGUCAUUAGUUAUAUGAGUACUCCUCCACCAUCUGUUAAUCUUCAAACUAAAAUUGAUGGUAUUAAUGCUUGUUCAACUUUAAUUAAUCUCCAACCAUUAUUACCAAAUGAUUUAGAAAAUCAAAUUGUGAUGUUAUUACUUCAAUUUUAUAAUACUCAAAGCAGUGCAGGAGCAGCUGAUGAACAAGAAGUCAAUCAAUUGAUUACAGCCAUUAAUAAUUUAUUCUCUACCAUUUUGUUCAAUCAACCAACCAUUGCAUGUUUGAAUCGUCUCAUUCAAUAUUUGGAUCCACUAUCACGUUCAAAGGAUGGACACUUGCGUGAAAAGUCAUUGUUUUGUAUUCUAUAUUUGGUUAAAAAGUUUAUUGAAUACAGUGCCGAAUCUGAAAACUUGCCUGGCGAUAAAAAGUUUGAAAACAUUGGUACUACACUUUCAAUUGUUAUUCCAAGAUGUACAGAUCCAGAAGUUAAUAUUAGAAAAUAUGCAAUUGAAUCUAUUCAAUUAAUCCUAUAUGUUGAUUAUAUGUUAAAGACAGCAACACCAGAAAUGAGAAGAGUUAAACCAAUUGAACAUCUUCAUCCAUUAUCAUCAAUUAAAGAAACCAUUACAACUACAGAUGUUAAUGAACAAUUCCAAUCUUUAUUAGAAGUUGCUUCUGUUAUUGCUAAAAUGAUGCCAUUGGAUGAAUUACCAAAAUUCUUGGAACAAUCAUUAAAGGGAUUACAAGACCUUCAAACCUAUAGUACCAAUGGUACAUGUAUUAUAAUUAAUGGAUUGGUAAAGAGUAGAGGAGGUGAGUUGUUUGAUCAUGUUGGCAUGUUGGUCAAAGGAUUCUUGGCAGCAAUGGAAGGUAUUACAUCAGACACUACAAUGAAUGGAACAUUGGUUUCACUUCGUAGUCUUGCCAACCACCAUUUGAUUGCUGUAUUGAGUCAAUUGCUAGAGUUCCCAAUGCCACAUAGCGUUCAUGUCAUCAAGGCAUUACAGAUUGUGUCAAAGGACAAGAAUUUGGUAGUACCAACCUUUAACCAUUUGAUGGAUCUAUUGAACAACAAGCCAAUCUAUGAGGAUAAACCAGACCCCAAGGACAAGAAAAAGACAGUGCCAUCUCAGUUUAAUGUAGCACUCGCCACCACCUCGUCGCUAGGUGAGAUACUCCAAUUGGAAGAGUUGGAGGAUGUUGCCAACCACUUUUACGCACAACUCUUUUGCACGGUCUCUUUGCGUGCCGGUACCACCAACAACUCGCUCAACUCAACCUCUGAACACCCAGGUGUAGGUGGUGCCAAGGGCAAGUCCGUCACUAUCAUCCCAUCGCAGCAGUUGAUCGCCACAUUCCGCCAGUUCUUCAAGUGCACCAAGGAAGACGAGAUGCUCGAGGAGAUUGACAGCGCCAUCGACAACUUGGACAAGGUCGACUACCCCAAGUCGCUGCAAGAGAUCACUUCCAAGGUCGCUCAAGCACACCCCGACCUCAUCAAACCUAUUUUCGAGUACCUCAUCCCCUACCAAAAGAGCAACUAUGUGCCACAACGUGUAGUGACUACUGCUAUUGUCGCCGAACUCGUCAACCACUGUCCCGACAAGGAACUGUUGCAACGUCUCAUCAACACAUUGCUCGGAGCACUCGUCGAGCCUGCUAUCAAGCUCAUUUCACUCAAGGGUCUCUCCAACAUUGUGUCUUGCGGUGCCGAACAAACCAACCGUUACGCACCAACCGUCAUUGACGCUCUUUCAUCGUCGAUCGAUGAUUCGGACGAAGUUAUGGCCAUGGAAUCAAUGCUUGGUCUCUCCAAGAUCUUUACUGUCGUCGAUGAGUCUCGUGUAGCCCCCAUUCUCGUUAAUAUUUGCAACCGUAUCAAACCAGCCUUUGAGAAACCCAACGAUGAGAUUCGUGCCGCCUCUUUCACACUCUUUGGCAGUCUCUGGCGUUUCGGUGGUGGCCUUGCAUCCGAUCCCUUUUACGAGCAGAUGCAUAACAACCUUCCAUGUCUUGUAAUGCAUGUCAACGAUGAAAGUGCAGCUGUUCGCAGUGCCUGCAAAACUACCCUUCGUCAACUUUCAGCUCUUCUCCGUGCCGAUCAAGUUAAAGUGUUUUUCCAUAAGCGUUCUUUUGAUGCAGACGCAACUCUUGAUUAUGAUGAAUUCUUGGAUGAAUUAUCUAAAGUUUUGAUUACAUUCUACACUGACAGAAUUAAUUAUUUCUUAAUGACUACAAUUGAAUAUUAUAAGAGUAAUUGGGUUGUAUUACGUGGUAAUGCAGCCACAUUGACAGGAUUUAUUUUAGGAAAUAUGCCAGAGGAGAAACGUAUUAGUACCACUCUUAAUCCAGCCAUUAUCACUCAGUCUUUGAUUCGUUUACUUGGCGAAAAAUCAGCCGAAGUUAGAAAGAAGGCUGCCGAUUCAAUGUCUUAUCUCCAUACCUAUUAA
This is a messenger RNA of Cavenderia fasciculata, 4641 nucleotides long. RefSeq lists its product as uncharacterized. The transcript is spliced from 9 exons. Gene Ontology annotation, cellular component: cytoplasm. Bases 1 to 4641 code for a protein of 1546 amino acids. The record is from RefSeq and is a predicted model, not a curated record. Lineage: Eukaryota; Evosea; Eumycetozoa; Acytosteliales; Cavenderiaceae.